Messenger RNA from Monopterus albus (swamp eel), 3360 nucleotides. RefSeq names its product CCAAT enhancer binding protein zeta (gene cebpz). The record is from RefSeq and is a predicted model, not a curated record. NCBI's taxonomy places the organism in Eukaryota, Metazoa, Chordata, Actinopteri, Synbranchiformes, Synbranchidae. Gene Ontology annotation, cellular component: nucleus. The transcript is spliced from 17 exons.
AACAGCGUAAUGGACGGGAAAUGGAUAAAAUGUUUCAGAAACGUUGACGUCACGUCGCCUUUUUCAUCCGGGUCACUGUCUUCACGUUGAAGCAAGCAUGGCAGCGAAAAAUAAGCAUCGCAAAAAAUCAAAAGUGCCUUUUCAGCUUGAAGAAAACGACCUGGAGGCUGAAAACAGCAGCAGAGAUGAGGAUAAAGAUAAAGACAGGCCCAAGAAAGUUGAAGAAGAGUUCAGUCUGGAGGAGGUUUUACGGCUCGGAGGAACACAGGCUGACUACAUCCUCCUCGCCAGCCUGGACGACUCCAAUGAACUUGUCGAUGGAGGAAAAAAAGGAGCCAUAGAUGAUCUAGAGGAGGGUGAGCUGGAGAAUUUCAUCACCAAACUGGGCAUCCAGGCAUUCGCUGGGCAGCAGAUCAUUGCAGACAAGCCUGAGGGCAACAAUGAUGCACACAUGAAGGAAAGUAAAAAGGCCAAAACCAAGAAAGCUUUGGCAGAGGAACAAGUAUCUGAUGCUCCGGAGAAGGUUAGCAGUGAUCUGGGAAUGGAGGACAGACAGAAGGCGAAGAAGGCAAAAGAUGUUCAGAGAGUUGCUGGGAAAAAGGCAAAACAGAAUGCAAAUGUGUUUGAGUUUCAGCAGAGGCAGGUCCUGCUGAUCAAACCUGGGGGGAAAUGGUUUCACCUAGAAUACACAGCCGAGGGCUCAUCAACACCACAGGAUCCCCAGCUGGUCUCCCAGUACAAGAUGCUUGCCCAGCAGCUGUUUGAGGCUGAAGUGGAACUCUACAAGACCAAGAAGAAUCUGCAGAAAGGAGCCAACUCCACCUGGAUGAAGACGGUUGUCUCCUCAGGUGUACUGGCUGACAGGAUGGCAGCCAUGACUGUUCUGAUCCAGGAUGCCCCAGUGCACACGCUGGAGCAUGUGGAGAACCUGGUGAGCAUGGUGAAGAAGAAGGGCAGCCGACGGAUGGGUCUGAUGGCUCUGGACACACUGCGAGAGCUACUGCUCUCUGACCUGCUACCGGAGGACAGGAAGCUUCGCCCCUUUGCGCAACACCCAUUCGACCUGCUAGAGGAGAAGGCCAGCGGCAACCGUGAUGCACGAGACCGCCGCCUUGUCCUCUGGUACUUUGAGCACCAGCUAAAGCACCAUGUGGCCGAGUUUGUGGCAGCUCUGGAUGUGGUGGCUCAUGACACAGUGGCGGCCACUAAAGCAAAGGCACUGGCCACUGCCCAGGAGCUGCUCUGCAACCACCCGGAGCAGGAGAGGGCGCUGCUCAUUCAGGUGGUCAACAAGCUGGGAGACCCUGAGUACAAAACAGCAGCUAAAGCAUCGUACCUCCUAGAGACACUGCUGCACAAACACCCCAAUAUGAAGGUGGUGGUGUGCUGUGAGGUGGAGCGGCUCAUGUUCCGGCCCAACAUCAGCACGAAGGCACAGUAUUACGCUGCCUGCUUCCUCAGCCAGGUCAAGCUGAGCCACAGCGAAGCUGAGCUCGCCGCCAAACUCAUCACAAUCUACUUCACAUUUUUCCGUGCCUGCAUCAAGAAAAAGGACGUGGAGUCUAAGAUGCUGAGCGUGCUACUGUCAGGUGUGAACAGGGCAUAUCCCUAUGCCAGCACUGGAGAUGAGAAGGUGAGGGAGCAGCUGGACACGCUGUUCAGAGUGGUUCACGUGGUGAAGUUCAACACGGCCGUGCAGGCACUCAUGCUGCUGUUCCAGGUGAUGGACUCCCAGCAGAGCAUCUCCGACCGAUACUACGUUGCACUAUACAGGAAGAUGUUGGACCCUGGACUAUUGUCGUCUUCCAGGCAGGGCAUGUUCCUCAACCUGCUGUACAAGUCUCUGAAGGCCGACAUCGUGCUGCGGCGCAUCAAAGCCUUUGUGAAGCGACUGCUGCAGGUCAGCGCCGAGCAGAGCGCCAGCUUUGCCUGUGGAGCGCUCUUCCUGGUGUCAGAGGUCAUGAAGACCAAGCCUGGCCUCAAGAUGCUGCUGCGGGGUGACGGGGACGGAGAGGAGGAGAACUUCAGAGAUGUUGCUGAAGAGGAGGAUGAUGAUGACGAUGAUGAAGAGGAGCUCUAAAACCGGGCCGAUAAGCUGGAGGAUGGAGUGUGUGCCGAGCCACAGAAGGCCAAAGCUCCAGCAUCAUGGGUGCAUCACCAGAACCUGGAAGGAAGGAAGAGCACGCAGUGCUACGACCCUCUGCACAGAAACCCGCUGUUCUGCGGCGCUGAUCACACAACUUUGUGGGAACUACAGAGGCUCACUCUGCACUUCCACCCCUCAGUGUCACUGUUUGCAAAAACAGUCCUUCAGGGAGGGUUCAUCCAGUACUCUGGAGACCCUCUGCAGGACUUCACCCUCAUCCGCUUCUUGGAUCGAUUUGUCUUCAGAAACCCCAAACAGCUGAAGGGAAAACAGAACACAGAUGCAGCUGUGCUGAAGCCCAGGCAGAGGUUACCUGCCAGCUCCUUACCAGUGAACUGUGAGGAGUUUCUGUCCAAAGACGAGAGUCAGAUCCCGGUGGAUGAAGUCUUCUUCUAUCGCUUCUUUAAGAAACGCCAGCAGGAGAAGCAGAGUCGUCGCCCACGAGGAGACGGCGACGACGAGAGCGUGGAGGACGUAGACGAUGAAGAGUUUGAGAAAAUACUUGAUUCCUGUGAAGGAGACUCCUACUUCACUGACCUGGCAGAUGAUGAUGAUCUGGACUUUGCAGGGAACGUGAAGGGGAAGAAAGGUAAGAAGGACGCUGAGGAGUCUGACAUGGACUCAGACGUGGAUGACCUGGAUGAUGAGGAGGUGUCUCUGGGCAGCAUGGACGAGGAAGACUUUGGAGAUGAGCUGGACGAGGAAGGAGGGAUGUUCAUUGAGCCUGACGGAGAUGGAGACGACGACGAUGAUGAAGUGCCUGAGCUGGAGGAUGACAAUGCUGCGCUUGGCGAUUCAGACAAUGAGGCGGAGAUUUCGGACAUCACCCCUCGACCCAAGAAGGGGAAGAAGAAGAAGUCCUCGGAGGAGCUCGAUGUCUUUGGGUCUUUAGGUUCAAAGCAAGAGAAGAAAAAGAAGAAAGGAAAGAAAGACUCAGCCGUGUUUGCUUCUGCUGAGGAGUUUGGCUCCCUGUUGGAUGAGAACGCCGGCUCCAAGUUUGACAACAUCGGGCUCAACGCCAUGGCCAACACUGACAGAGCAGGUCUGAAGCAGCUGAAGUGGGAGGCUCAGCGUGACGACUGGAUCCAUGGCCGUGAUGCCAAGACGCUGCGCCGGAAGAAGACCAUGUUCAACAGGAAGAAGAGGUUCAGCCAGACCAGGCCAGGAGGCAGGACGUUCGGGAGCAAGAAGAGGAGGAAGUAGUUGUUGGGCCC